Lates calcarifer (barramundi perch) is the source of this 3166-nucleotide messenger RNA. RefSeq names its product cytokine receptor common subunit gamma. The transcript has 8 exons. Lineage: Eukaryota; Metazoa; Chordata; Actinopteri; Centropomidae. The coding region runs from base 88 to 1143 and encodes 351 amino acids. Gene Ontology annotation, molecular function: protein binding. The record is from RefSeq and is a predicted model, not a curated record.
CAGAAACGAAAUACGCCACACAUUAAUACUCUCAUGUAGAAGUAGAAGUGCGCCGAUGCUGUGAGCAUCCUGUUUCUGUGUGUCACGAUGCCGACUAGACUGUUUCUGCUUCUUUUUCUAAUUGGACAUGUGUUUGCCAAAGAGCCGCCUGAUGUGGAGUGUGUGGUGGUACAUCAGGAACAUGUGAAGUGUUCCUGGAAUAAGCAGGGGACUCCACAGGUCAACUACACCUUCUAUAGCUGGUUCCACCAUGACAAAGAAAUCAGUAACUGCACCACCUAUAUGUCAGAGAGCAGCACUAACAUUGGAUGUAUCCAGCCCUAUAACAACAACAAAAGAUUCACCACAUUUUACACUAGACUGGUGCAUGGAAACAAGACUCUUCAUCAGAGGCAUGAACUGAAAAACAGAGUCUUGUUGUAUCCACCAACCAGCGUGACUGUCCAAAAUGGAUCUGACUUUAACCUGUGGUUUUACUGGAACCAAAGUUUUACAAACUGUGUGGAGAGUGAGGUUCGCUACAGGAUCAACAAUAAAAAGUGGAUGACUUCUCAAAUUGGAACUGGGGAUCAGAAUUUCUGCAUCAACUUGCCCUCCAGCACUGCCCAAUAUGAGCUGCAAGUGCGAAGUAGACUGGCAAACAACUGUGGACAGUCUGAAUUAUGGAGUGACUGGAGUGAGCCUGCGGUCUGGGGAUACAACAACACCACAGUUAUCAAUCAUCCAGACGUGUCAGUGUUUAAGUGGACUCCAUUUCUGUAUGCAGUGGGUAUUGUCACCCUCCUCCUACUGGUCAUAAUGUUGCUGCACCAUGAAAGGAUCAGAAUCAUCCCCAUCCCUGUGGUGCCCAAGCCAUCCCCGGUCCUUUACGACAUUGAGGACUGGCUUCGAUUCUCCAAAGGCCUGAAAGGAAAUUUCAAGGCUAACUACAAUGAGCACGCCUGCCCCGUCCGCGAAUACUGCUAUGUCUCCCAGUCUGACAGUGAGAGCUCUGACGGCUCCACCCUCUCCGUCACCACCGACCAAACCGACUGCUCUGUCUCCAUUCCCGUGUCCGACUCAGACAACCUGUUUACCCCCUGCUCCUCCUCCACCUCUGAUGUUCUUGUCUCGCCUCAGGACGAGGAGCAGGUCUCUGCUUAGGGGGGUAUCUCAGUCAGGAUUGGGUUUGUUGAAACUUUACAAUCCAGAAAUUCUUAUGACUGCGAGAAUCAGAUAAAGAAUAAAUGAUGUAUGGUCUCAUAGUUCCCCUCAUGAGGAGAGACCAGAUUGAGGCAGUUAAAAGCAAUCAAUUAAAUAGAAGCUGUUAGAGUUAAAGGAUAACAACCACCAGAUGCAGCAGUUACAGAAAAAAAAGAAAGAGAAAACUCUUAGCUAUUCAAAAUCUCUUUAAGAUGCCUGAUUUUCUUCUUAGAUUUUCUUUUACUGCAUAUAAAUAAUAAUAUAAUAAUAAUCUGAAACAUUUUUCAUCAAUAAAAUAACAUUCAUGAAAAUAUGUUUUACCUAGGGAAUAAAUACUUUAAAUAUUUGUUAAGCACCACUUUGGGGCACUGACAUUCUAUCUUUUACUCCACCUUAGAGUUUUCACUUUAUCAGUGGUCUAUUGAUUUCACUACACUGAGAGAAUAACUUGUUUUUAAGUUAUUUAUGAAGUUCUUCUUCCUCUACUCCCUUAUCAAAUGUCAUCCGACUGGUAUAAAUGUCAGCUCAAGAACAAGUAAGUAUCAGUUAUUCCUAAAACUUAGAGUUUAAUAUGAGAGACAAAUAUUUCACACGUGUGACCUUCAUUGCGUCAUUUUUUACUGACAUAAAAUAUUAAUUGAAGAUGUUCGAUUCAGGUGCAUGAAGCUCUUUUGCUGACUGACUUAUGAAAUAUUUACAUGUGAUAAGUAAACAUAUUUAUAUUUUGUACCUCAAAGUUAAUAUUUAUGGUUUGGACUUAACUGCUCAUGAAUAAAAUAAUAUCUAAAGUGAUUCUUAAAAACUGACUUCAGCCCAAAACCCGGCUUCACUGUGUUGUGAAGGGAACAGGAUAUCUAACUUCAACAGAGCAGCUAUGGUCUUGAUGAAAGGCCACACUAAAAUUACUCACUGAAAAGCCAUAAGCAUAGCAAGAUUUCUUUCUUCACACCACUUAUAUGAUAUACUCAUAUGAUAAAAUCGUAAAAUUGCUGACCUCUUACUUUUUUUUCUUUUUUUUUUUGCAUAAUAUCAAGUUAUUUUUCUUAUAUGCAACUUUUAAGUUCCUCUCCCCAAUCUGAGUUUAGUGCUGAUGUAUGGUGAUAUAUGUGUGCACUUUUCAUAUAUUUAACCUUUUGUAAGACAUUAUCUAAUCAAGCACAUUGCAAGACUGGUUUAUACUGUAUACUGCACCACAUACAUGAUAGCAGCUUUACAGACUCUAGCUCUGCCCAAUGCUAGAUUAAGUUAUAUAUAUAUAUUUUUAAGUUUGACUAUUUCAGGAAAUCAAUUCAGUGGCUGAUUGAAAGUUUAUUCCAACUUGUAAGAGGGCGACACAUUCAGAAAAAAAUGGCUUAAGUUAUACUGAAUAAUUUAUAGUUACUGAUAUUAAACUGAGUGCUGGUUUCAUUCAGAAUUGGAUGAUGGCAAAAUAUAGCAUUCCAUUAUUUUUGACAAAAUAACUUAAUGUUAAUGUGGUUUGCUUUGGGUAGACAUUUAUAACUGACCUGGGCUUUACUGCAAAGUGAGAAACCUACUAUAUUAAUAUCUGCAUCAUUACCAAAUAGAAAAGAUAAGUAACAGACAAAGUUUUUCACAACCUGGCAACCAGUGAGUGUGCUCUUAUUUAGGUCUCCCAACCUUUCUAGAAUGUGUUUUUAUGCAUUAGUAAAAUGUAAAACCCUGUAAUAACAUGUGCCUCAAUGGAGAGUGACACCACAUCACAACGUCCAGGUGAUCAUGUUGGUAUCAACAAAAAUAUCACAAUAGUUGCAUCCCAGCCACAUCAUUUGUGUGUUAUUUUCCUCUAAUUUUGAAUGUUACCUAUCUUAAUAUCUUUCAAUGUACUUUUUAAAAUCUGGUAGGACAUUUUUGUAACCUACUUUUGUUUUUAGUGUUUUGUUUCCUACAGUCGGACUCUAUGAAGUACUUGCUGUAUUUUUCUUCGUCUCUUUAUUAAAGAAUAAACUUACCUGUCUAAAAGCUC